Messenger RNA from Pongo pygmaeus (Bornean orangutan), 6065 nucleotides. It is a transcript of the gene WDR70, whose product is annotated as WD repeat domain 70. The record is from RefSeq and is a predicted model, not a curated record. Bases 4001 to 5962 code for a protein of 653 amino acids. Gene Ontology annotation, cellular component: nucleus; site of double-strand break. Gene Ontology annotation, molecular function: protein binding. Lineage: Eukaryota; Metazoa; Chordata; Mammalia; Primates; Hominidae. The transcript has 18 exons.
AGGCAGGGGAAGAUCGCUUGAGUCCAGGAGUUUGAGGCUAAAGUGCUUCAUGACUGAACUUGUAAAUAGCCAGUGUACUCCAGUCUGGGUAACACAGUGAGACCCCAUCUGUAAGAAAUUUUUUUAAAAACAUACUUUAUGAUUACUUCUCAUUGUGUCAUACUGAAGGUUAAAAAGACGUAUAAUUAAGGGUCAGGGUUUAAUGAAAUGAAUACUGUUCAUGGCUUUUUUAAGGAUAUUCUUAAGGGAAACUGAUUUUGCUUACAACGGCUAUGUAACUGAAAAAUACAGUGACUACUACAACAUUUUGAAUUCUACUGCCUUGAUUUAUGUUAAGGCACUGUUUUAAUUUAGGAAUUUUAAGAUACAGCGUGCUUCUUCAAUGAUUAGUAGAAACACAGAUAUACGCAAAGAUUUUAUUACUUACAGGCCGGGGGGAGCAUCUGGCGCACCUGGAGGUCAAGGAAUGCAGUCAGGGAAAGAGAAAGAAGGACUCAUGAGCCAAUGCAUUCAUUGGGUUCAUGGUGUUUUCCAAAUAGCUUUCCCAAGAGGAAUUUCCACACUUUAAUUGGUGGGUUUAAAGCAAGCAUGCACAAAUUUGAGGACAAGCUUGUCAGCCCAGAAUGGCUUUGAAUGUGGCCCAACACAAAUUCGUUAACUUUCUUAAAACAUUGUGAGAUUUGUGAUUUUUUUUAAGCUCUCAGCUAUUGUUAGUGUAUUUAAUGUGUUGCCCAAGACAAUUCUUCUUCUUCCAUUGUGGCCCAGGGAAGCCAAAAGAUUGGACACCCCUGUUCUUGGAAGUCAUGCUGUGACCGAGGUAGUCACUGUGGCAUAUCAGCACAGUCCAUGUAGGACGUCAGGGUCAGCAGGGCCCGUGAAGCAGGCUGUAUGUAUUUAUCCUAUGGGAAGGUGGGCACCAGGAGGAAGUUUUACACAAUAGAUACCUGGAUUGAUCACAUUGAGGAACUGGGAGGAGGUGUAGAACUGGAAACUGUGUCAAGGGUGACUGAACCCUGUUUCUGAUAUGAGAAAGUCCAACUUAUAUUCAAAAUAAAUGCUAAGACAACAUAAAAUUAUAAGAAUUUGGCCGGGCGUGGUGGGCCACACCUGUAAUCCCAGCACUUUGGGAGGCUGAGGCUAGCAGAUCGCCUGAGGUCAGGAGUUAGACACCAGCCUGACCAACGUGGGGAAAGCCCAUCUCUAGUAAAAAUACAAAAAAAAUUAGCCGGGUCUGGUUGCGCAUGCCUGUAAUCCCAGCUACUCAGGAGGCUGAGGCAGGAGAAUCGCUUGAACCUGGAAGGCAGAAGUUGCAGUGAGCCAAGAUUGUGCCAUUGCAAUCCAGCCUGGGCAACAAGAGUGAGACUCUUUAUAAAAAAACAAACAAACAAACAAACAAACAAAAAAAACGAAUACACUACAGGCACCUGCAGAUUUACCCACUGUUAACCCAUUUCCCAUUUUCCCCGAGAAUACUCGCUGAUGGUCCUUGCAGCUGCAGCCUUUACCCCAAGAUAACUCACAAAUUACAGUCCCGACCUAACCCCCAAAGUUUGUGUCUACUAUUUUAUUAUUUUUGCAUCACUCUAUUAUAUUGACUUUGGAAACAAAAUAUAUUAUUCUAUUUAUAGCAUUCUGUUUUUAGUAGUGGAAUUUCCACUUACAAAAUAUAGUAAUUCUUGACCGCUGAAAAUGUCAAAUCCUAGAAAACAUAGCAUUCCUAUGUGUGAUGUUAAUUCCGUGGUGAACUUAUGGCACUGAAAUGGUGUGACAACAAGGCGGUCACAAUGUUGUCAAUAUUCCACAAUGAUACUGCAAAUGAAGUAGACAACAGAUGGAAAGAGAACUAAGAAGCCAUGUGUCAUUGUGGAUUAUAACGAUAAUAUGGGAGCAGUGGACUUGGCUGAUCAGAUGCUCACUUCUUAUCCAGCUUAGCACCAAAGGUACAAGGUUUGGUAUAAGAUAUUCUUUCAUAGGCUGCAGGCAGUGGCCCAUGCCUAUAAUCCCAGCACUUAGGGAGGCUGAGGCAGGUGGAUCGCUUGAGCUCAGGAGUUCAAGACGAGCAUGGGCAACAUGAUGAAACCCUGUCUCUACAAAAAAUACAAAAAUUAGGCCGGGCACAGUGGCUCACAUCUGUAAUCCCAGCACUUUGGGAGGCUGAGGCGGGCGUAUCACUUGAGGUCAGAAGUUUGAGACCAGCCUGGCCAACAUGGUGAAACUCUGUUUCUACUAAAAAUGCAAAAAUUAGCCGGGGGUGGUGGCAGGGCCUGUAAUCCCAGCUACUCGGAAGGCUGUGGCAGAAUUGCUUGAACCCAGGAGGCGGAGUUUGUAGUGAGCUGAGAUCGUGCCACUGCACUCCAGUCUGGGCGAUGGAGCAAGACGCUGUCUCAAAAAAAAAAAAAAAAAAAAAAUAGUCGGGUGUGGUGGCAGUCACCUGUAAUCCCAGCUACUCAGGAGGCUGAGGCACAAGAAUCGCUUGAACCCAGGAGGUGGAGGUUCAUUGAGCCGAGAUUGUGCCACUGCAUUCCAGCCUGGGUGACAGAGUGAGAUUCUGUCUCAAAAAGAAAGAGAUUCUUCUCCACCUUCUAAACAUUAAAGUGUGAACUCCCACAUUCUGUUUAAGAAGGACAAUCCUGAGCACAUGAUUAGCCUUGUAAACUUCAGACUGACAGGCCAGGUGCAGUGGCUCACGCCUUUAAUCCCAGAAUUUUGGGAGGCCGAGGCGGGCAGAUCACAAGGUCAGGAGAUUGAGACAAUCCUGGCUAACACAGUGCAAACCCUGUCUCUACUAAAAAUAGAAAAAAUUAGCUGGGCAUGGUGGCAGGUGCCUGUAGUUGCAAAUACUAAAUAGCUGGGCAUGGUGGCGCACACCUGUAGUCCCAGCUGCUCGGGAAGUUGAGGCAAGAGAAUCGCUUGAACCUGGGAGGCAGAGGUUGCAGUCAGCUGAGAUCACGCCACUGCACUCCAGCCAAGGCAACAGAGGGAGACUCGGUCAACAACAACAACAACAAAAAGGUGGAGCACGGUGGCGCGGGCCUGUAAUCCCAGCACUUUGGGAGGCCGAGGUGGGCGGAUCACCUGAGGUCGGGAGUUCAAGACCAGCCUGGCCAACAUAGCAAAACCCCGUCUCUACGAAAUACACAAAAAUUAGCUGGGUGUGAUGGCAGGCGCCUGUAAUCCCAGCUACUCAGGACACUGAGGCAAGAGAAGAGCUUGAACCUGGGUGGCAGAGGUUGCAGUGAGCCGAGAUCACGCCAUUGCACUCCAGCCUGGGCAAUAGAGUGAGACUCUGCCUCAAAAAAAAAAAAAGCAAAGGGUGUCGCCUGUAAUCCCAGCACUUUGGGAGGCCGAGGCAGGCGGAUCACUUGAGGCCAGUUCGAAACCAGCCUGGCCAACAUGGUGAAACCUCGUGUCUACUAAAAAUACAAAAAAUUAGCUGCGCGUGGUGGUGGACACCUGUAAUCCCAGCUACUUGGGAGGCUGAGACAGGAGAAUCACUUGAACCCGGGAGGCGGAGGUUGCAGUGAGCCGAGAUCAUGCCAUUGCACUCCAGCCUGGGCGACAGAGACUCCGUCUCAAAACAAAAACAAAAACACCAAAAAUUAGCUGGCGGGCACCUGUAAUCCCAGCUACUCGGGAGGCUGAGGCAGGAGAAUCGCUUGAUCCCGGGAGGCAGAGGUUGCAGUGAGCUGAGAUUGCGCCACUGUACUGCAGCCUGGGCGACAGAGACUCUGGCUUAAAAAAAAAAGGGAAAGGAUGUUACAGAAACUCCAGAUACGACUUCCCUCCAGUGGUCUGAGUUGCGCGGCGCUUUCCCGCCUGUCCGGUAGGGCGGCGCUGCGCAGAAAUCCUCGGUCCCUCUGCGGAAGGCGCCGCUCUUGGCUUCGGCGGCGCCGCUGACGCUUGGAGGCGGUACUUCCUCCAGCAUUUGCCGCGAGUUAUUGGCAAGUUCACCUGCAGUUUGGGUUGUCGCUGUUGCUCGUACUGCGGUGUGCGACCAGCCAUGGAGCGCUCAGGGCCCAGCGAAGUGACAGGCUCAGAUGCGUCGGGACCGGACCCGCAGCUUGCGGUCACCAUGGGCUUCACGGGGUUCGGUAAAAAAGCUCGCACAUUUGACUUGGAAGCAAUGUUUGAACAAACUCGAAGAACAGCUGUGGAAAGAAGUCGUAAAACACUGGAAGCAAGAGAAAAAGAGGAAGAAAUGAACAGAGAGAAAGAAUUAAGAAGACAAAAUGAAGAUAUUGAGCCAACAUCCUCAAGAUCAAAUGUCAGAGAUUGCUCCAAAUCAUCUUCCAGGGAUACGAGCAGCAGUGAAAGUGAACAGAGUUCUGACUCUUCUGAUGAUGAGUUAAUUGGCCCUCCUUUACCCCCUAAAAUGGUAGGAAAACCAGUUAAUUUUAUGGAGGAAGAUAUCCUCGGUCCUUUACCUCCACCUCUUAAUGAAGAAGAAGAAGAAGCAGAGGAAGAAGAAGAGGAAGAGGAGGAAGAGGAAAAUCCUGUUCACAAGAUUCCUGACUCGCAUGAGAUAACGCUGAAGCAUGGCACUAAAACAGUGUCUGCUUUGGGUCUGGAUCCCUCAGGUGCCCGUUUGGUGACAGGAGGAUAUGACUAUGAUGUUAAGUUUUGGGAUUUUGCUGGAAUGGAUGCUUCUUUUAAGGCAUUUCGAUCCCUUCAGCCCUGUGAGUGCCAUCAGAUCAAGUCAUUACAGUAUAGUAACACAGGAGACAUGAUUCUUGUUGUAUCUGGAAGCUCUCAGGCCAAGGUUAUUGACAGAGAUGGUUUUGAAGUAAUGGAAUGUAUAAAAGGAGACCAGUAUAUUGUGGACAUGGCCAACACCAAGGGUCAUACAGCAAUGCUUCAUACUGGCUCAUGGCAUCCCAAAAUAAAGGGAGAAUUUAUGACUUGCUCAAAUGAUGCGACUGUGAGGACGUGGGAAGUUGAAAAUCCAAAGAAGCAAAAAAGUGUGUUUAAACCACGGACGAUGCAAGGCAAAAAAGUCAUUCCCACUACGUGCACAUAUAGUAGAGAUGGAAACCUCAUAGCAGCUGCCUGCCAGAAUGGAAGCAUACAGAUCUGGGACCGAAAUUUGACUGUUCAUCCUAAGUUCCACUAUAAACAGGCUCAUGACUCGGGCACAGACACUUCUUGCGUGACUUUUUCCUAUGAUGGUAAUGUCCUUGCCUCUCGUGGAGGUGACGAUUCAUUAAAAUUAUGGGACAUCCGACAAUUUAAUAAGCCACUUUUUUCAGCCUCGGGUCUUCCCACCAUGUUCCCAAUGACUGACUGCUGUUUCAGUCCAGAUGAUAAGCUCAUAGUCACUGGUACAUCUAUUCAAAGAGGAUGUGGCAGCGGCAAACUUGUUUUCUUUGAGCGUAGGACUUUCCAAAGGGUGUAUGAAAUAGACAUCACAGAUGCGAGUGUUGUUCGCUGCCUGUGGCAUCCAAAGCUGAACCAGAUCAUGGUUGGAACUGGAAAUGGAUUGGCUAAAGUCUAUUACGACCCCAACAAGAGUCAGAGGGGAGCAAAAUUAUGUGUGGUUAAAACCCAGCGGAAGGCAAAACAAGCUGAGACUCUAACUCAGGACUACAUCAUCACCCCUCAUGCCUUGCCUAUGUUCCGUGAGCCCCGCCAACGGAGUACAAGGAAACAGCUGGAGAAGGACAGACUGGAUCCCUUGAAGUCGCAUAAACCCGAACCUCCUGUAGCAGGCCCAGGUCGUGGUGGCCGAGUUGGAACCCACGGGGGUACUCUGUCUUCCUAUAUUGUGAAGAACAUUGCUUUGGACAAGACCGAUGACAGUAAUCCUCGGGAAGCCAUUUUGCGUCAUGCCAAAGCAGCAGAAGACAACCCAUAUUGGGUUUCUCCAGCAUAUUCCAAGACUCAGCCCAAAACCAUGUUUGCCCAAGUUGAAUCUGAUGAUGAGGAAGCAAAGAAUGAGCCAGAAUGGAAAAAACGUAAAAUUUGAAGAAUCUCAUUUGAGAGCUGUUUGCAUGAGUGGGAGGGAUAUGGGACAGGUUUUAGGGUUUUUUUUUUUUAUGCUCAUGAAAUUAAAAAUUCAUUUUUAUGAA